AUGUCCAUACUAUCGAGAGUAUCGCCCUUUACGCAACUCGUAUACGCCCGCGCAGUCAUCCUGCUCCUCCUGUGCGGCGAGUUGGUGUCUGCCGGCAGACUGACGCAUUCCCAUGAUUUCGCGAAGAGGACGUAUAAAUAUGGCCAGGGCGUGCCAGUAACCGAUUCCUCGGGCAAACUCCAAUACAUCCCUUUCCCCACUUGCAACGAAACCUCCGCUCCGCUCUCCUUGCGCUACGGUGUCUCCGAAACUGUAACCUGCACCAUCGACUCCCUCCCGGACACCCUCUACCACCUCUUUGAAUACUACGUCCACUCCGACGCCCCGCUGGCAUGUCGCGUGCCCACCGUCCCACUCCUCGAGCCCUCGAAACAUUUCGACCCUGGCGCCACGGGAGAAGGUAGCCACGAUGCGUUUAUGGAGGGCGGUGCUCCAGCACCAUUUACGCCGUUGACGAUUGCGCUGCAAGGGACGCUGCAGAAAAGUCAUUUGCAUGUUUGGUCGGAUAUGAAUGUUUUGAUUCAUAGGUCGGCGGACGGGAGCAAGAAGAGGAAGACGGGGAAUAAGGCGAAGAAGAUGCGGGGACAGAUUGUUGCGGGCGCGGCGUAUUCGAUUCCCUCGGUCGAUGUGGUGAUGGAGGCGGAUAGGAAGAAGAGUGGGGAUGAGAAGAUGGAGGUUGGAGAUGUGCGUGUUCCCUGGGACCCGUGGAAGGCGGGAGAAGGUGCAAAGGUUCUACGUGGUGAGCCGUUGACAUUCAAGUUUCAUGUUGGCUGGGUUCAGGAGACGAAUGUUUCUGGGCUGGGGAUGUCGCAGGGUUCCAAUAUGACGCUCUCCGAAUUUGUGUAUAACUCCCUUUUGUUUGUGGGCGCCGGAUGUUUGGGAGCAGUCGUUGCUCUGUGGUGGGACCAUUAUAAGCGGAGACGGAGUAGCCUGUGGAAUGGCGAUGGACUCCUGGGCCAUCCUGUCGGGCAAGGCGGAUUUUUCGGUCGAAAAAGCCGUGGGGUGUCAAUAAACUUAGGAAAUGGAGGAAAAGCGAAUGGAUACGGAGGGUACGGAUUCAAUGGCAAGAAUGGGGCAAACCAGGGCUACGGAGGAUAUUCAAGCGGAAAACGAGAUUGAUUGGCAAAUUUUGGAGAUUCUUUGUGAAUGUUUCCUUUUAACAAAUA
Molecule: messenger RNA, 1166 nt
Organism: Coccidioides posadasii C735 delta SOWgp
Lineage: Eukaryota; Fungi; Ascomycota; Eurotiomycetes; Onygenales; Onygenaceae
Source: RefSeq, a predicted model, not a curated record